Molecule: messenger RNA, 3007 nt
Organism: Dicentrarchus labrax (European seabass)
Lineage: Eukaryota; Metazoa; Chordata; Actinopteri; Moronidae
Gene: dkk2
Product: dickkopf WNT signaling pathway inhibitor 2
Exons: 4
Coding region: 399-1139 (246 amino acids)
Biological process (GO): multicellular organism development; negative regulation of canonical Wnt signaling pathway
Cellular component (GO): extracellular region
Molecular function (GO): receptor antagonist activity; co-receptor binding
Source: RefSeq, a predicted model, not a curated record
AUCAUAAAACACCCGGCUGCAGGACUAAGUGCUCACUCACAGCCAGACAGAGACAGAGUGGAAACCUCUUGUCAAGUUUCUUUUUGACCCUCAGAGCAUCAGCAUUUUAACAGAUUCAUUUCUUCAUUGUUUCUCUUCCACACUGGGCUCUCUGUGUUUUUCAGAUAAGUGUGUCGAUGGCAGUCAUUCUUCUGAAUAUCUGAUUUUCAGGAACAAAAACUUGGCCUCAUCACUAUUCUAUGUGUUGCACUCGGGCAAGCGUGACGUAUGGACACUGACAGGGCGCACACUCCUCAUUGAGAAACUUCACUUUUGCGCCACAAAGUUAAGGUUAUUGAAGUGAAUCAGAUUUUUUCCCCCCCUUUUUGGUAGGCCUAUUUCAGUAUUUUUUUUCAAGGAUGCUCGUCUUAACUUGGAAUAGAUGCUGUGCUGUGAUGUUUCUCGUCGCUAUACUGAAGACGGGGACAUCCCAGGUAUCAGAGGCGCGCCCAAAGGCGAACUCCAUCAAGCCAGCUCUGUCGGAAGAGACACCUACACCCGCUACAAACCGCUCCGUCACAGUCCACAGCGGGAUCACCAAGAAAUAUAACAUCCUUGCGCAGCACGUGUAUCCAUGCAGCAAUGAUAAGGAGUGCAGUGUGGGAAGCUACUGCCACAGCCCUCAACAGGCUCCCUCUCGCUGCCUCACCUGCCGCAGGAGGAAGAAGCGCUGCCAUCGAGAUGCCAUGUGCUGUCCUGGGAACCGCUGCAGCAACUAUAUUUGUGUACCUAUCUCCGAGAGUGUGCUAUCACCUCACAUCUCAGCUUUAGAUGAGCAUAACAAACUCGCCAACAAAGACCACAACUGGAGGAAGAGUGGGAAGGCACAGGCUAAGCUUCCUCUUAAAGGGCAUGAGGGCGACCCUUGCCUGCGUUCAUCCGAUUGCUCGGAGGGCUACUGCUGUGCCCGCCAUUUCUGGACCAAAAUCUGCAAGCCGGUGCUGAGGCAGGGAGAGGUGUGCACCAAACAGAGGAAGAAAGGCUCUCACGGCUUGGAAAUCUUCCAACGCUGUGACUGUGCCAAGGGCCUUUCCUGCAAGGUGUGGAAAGACGCCACCUCCUCGUCCAAGUCCAGGCUCCACAUGUGCCAGAAGAUUUGAAGUGGAGGCAGCUGCUGUCGGCGUAGAGGCCUCUGUCUCCAUCUGCCAGGGAAAGUUUUUUAAAGGAUGGGUUGUGGCUGUAUUGAAAGGAGCAAAAGACAGAGACUAACAAGAGACAGAACAGACUGUGUGGGUUCAAGCUCGCUAUUCGGCAAGCGGACAGCAAAUGGGAUUGCUUUAAUGUGUUUGCUGUGAGUGAUCCCUCCCUGCACCCACAGACAAACACGCACCCUCACAGACACAUGCACACAUCCACCUCAUGGGUUUGUGAGAUCAAUGAACUCAUGAUGUGCUUGCUCACAAAUACAACAAACUUUUCACACAUUUUCAUGACAUUCAGGGAGCCACAAAGUUAACCAGUAGAUGCUGUGAUAGGUGUGGACAUUUUCUAGAUGGAGGCAACAGACGUAGCAGUCUUUCAUCAAGCUUCAACUUAUAAUUAUAAGACAGAUAAACUAUUUACAGAUAAGCCAUAUUUUUACUGCACAGUACAUUCUUUACUAAACUCCAAAGUUAAAUAUCAGAUGUGUAAUAUCCUGUGUUUCAUCACUGGAUUUGAAUUUUGCCAUGAUGUGUUGGCUGUUUUGUCAAAUUUCAAUAUCUUUCUCUUCAGUUUGUAUGUUUUUAGUCUUGAAGAAUUCAGCUAUUGCUAUGCAAGACAUUUACAACCAGUAACAAUGACCAGACCCACCAAAUGCCAGUCAUAUCAUACAAGGAACUAAUUGCACACACUGUUUACUCCAGAGCUUGACUUGUGUGCUGUAACAGCAUCCUGAGACUUCAAUGCGAUGCAUAAUACUCUUAAACCAAAGAAUGCAAGAACAUUUACAUCAGAGUGAUGAGUUUCAUCUGGGACAUUAGCUCCUCGCCCGAUUUUUAGCCACAAGAAGAGAGAUAAAGUAUUGUGUCCGUUGUGGUAACCUCGUUUGAUCUGUCAGAUACAGCUGCAGUCUAUUGUGAUACAACUGUGUGGGUUAAAAUAGUUUGCACUGAGGUAGUGCUCUGCUGCAGACUUAGUGAUUCUGAUACCAGACCGAGAAUGGUUCUGCUUUUCCAAUCACAUGAACAGGAUUCAAGGAUACGAUGGAAGUGCAAUUUUUUCCGUUAACUAAGCCAGUAGGAAUGGAGACGUGAGAAGAUUGAUUAGAGUUACAAAAAUUCUCCAUAAACCUGAUGUUUUCAGAGAGAAUUGCAAUUUGAAUGAACAUUUUGUUGAUGGCACACAGCCCCGUUUAUUUUUGCUGUUUUUCAAAUAUGACUGCAUACUUUCUUCUCAUGAAAUACUGUGCAGUUGUGUUGUAGCAGAGGUGAAGCAAAGCUUUUUCCCCCCUCUACAACUUCUUUAAACAACCACUUGUUACUUACAUAGUCAAUAUAUCACAUUUGCCUCUUUUUGCUUUAAUGUCUUUAGAGCAAAAACUACACAUAUUUUGUAACCAUUUAAAAUAUCCAUAAGCUCUUAUAUUGUAAAUAGAUUGGAAACAAUGAAAAUGUAUUUAAGAAUCAAUGUAUAUCAUGUACAUAUAAUAAAAUAUGAAUCUUAAACGUUACAGCAAAAUGAUCUAGGCGAGAAGAGUAAUUGGUUGGCGCAGUUGGAUAGAUUCAGAAUAAUGUAGUUGAAAUGAUAAAAGCUGUGUUUGGGCAAAGGGAAAAGGCAUAGAUAGCUUUGACUGAUAUUCCAGACUGGAUGCAUCAAGAGGGUAAUUCCAAAAGGAGAGACAAGCACAUUAAUUUCCAAAAUAGUUUGUGUAAAUGGUGUGUAAAUGGUGUCAAGAUUUAUAUCCCACUAAAUAUUGUUUGUGUCAAUACUUGCAUUGAUUUGUUUUGUGUAUUUACAAUGUUGAAUGAAUAAAAGAAUGUAUUUUGUA